AUGCGGUGGAAAUUCGGCUCGGAAUGCUUGCUACACCCGGGACUUAUGUCUCUGCUGGCGGAGGGUCGGGUACUGUGAUGAGUGACGGCACACUUGUGUUUCCCAUGCAGGCCACAGAUAAUGGAAAUACCUUUUUGCUUCUCGCGCACUUCACCCCGUCAGAGAAUGAAUGGAAGCCUGUAGUCUAUAUGGUAGGUGAGGGUUGCCACAAUCCAUCGAUUGUGGAGUGGGGCGAAGUCUAUGACCGAAGCAUCUUCAUGAUGGCUCCCUGCAAGGAUCGUUCCUAUUACAUGUACAAGUCUUUAUCUUUGUACUAUUCGUCGAGCGGUGAACCAAUUUCUCGCUUGUGGGGCAUCUCACAUGAUAGAAAAAGGGAGGGGGCGCGAAGUGGUUUCAUCACUGCAACCAUCGAUGGAAAGAAGGUGAUGCUGCUUACCCUGCCGGUGUAUUCUGAGGAGAAGGGAGAGGGUCGGCUGCAUCUUUGGGUGACAGACAAUGCCCGUGUGCACGACGUUGGGCCGGUAUCUCGCGAAGGCGAUAACGCUGCCGCCAGCUCCCUGCUGUACACAGCUGACAAGAAGGAGUUGAUUUUACUGUACGAGAAGAAGGCGAAGAAUGGGGAGGGUGAUUUAUACAGUAUUGUGGCUGUGAACCUGACUGAGCAGCUGGAGCGGAUAAAGAGCGUGGUGAAGGCUUGGAAAGAUAUGGACACCGCACUAACAAACUGCGCUUCCACUGGCACUGUUGACCCGCGGAUAAAGAAUGUGUGUAAAGUGCCCAUUCCCACCAAAGGGCUUAUUGGCUUUUGGUCCAACAGUUUGGAAGGGAAUUUAUGGAAAGACGAGUACUUCGGAGUGAACGCAAUGGUGCGUGGUGGGAAUGUGGCAGGCACGGAGGGGGGCGUGAGGUUCCGAGGCGCAGCAGCGGGGGCGGAGUGGCCGGUGGGCAACAAGGGGCAGUUCCAACCGUACUACUUUGUGAACAAUGACUUCACUCUUGUGGCGACGGUGAUGAUUAACGCGGUGCCGGAGACAGAGGGUCCUGUUCCUUUGAUGGGUGUGAGGAUGAAUGACGAUGCCAAUACUGUGCUUGUUGGUCUGUUCUACACGAAGGACAAGAAGUGGGGAGUAAUUGUCAACGGAAAGUCUCGGGAGUUGUCAGAUAAAGAUGGUACGUGGCAGCCUGGCACAACGUAUCAAGUGAUACUGAAAAAGCUUAGGGAAUCGUUGUAUGUGUACGUUGACAAUAAUGAGCUUAUUCAGGAGGAUGUUGCGCCCUUUGAGUACACCCCACGCGGUGUCUUGGACUUCUACGUUGGCGGCGACGGUGCGAAGGGGACAGGCGAGGUUGACGUGACGGUGGGCAAUGUCCUGCUGUACAAAGAGGCACUUGGUGAUAAUAGGCUCACGAGCCUCAGUGCCAGCAAAGUCACACUUCCAACACCAGCUGCUGAGGGGCCACUCACAACGCUGGGAAAUGAUGAGGAGAUUACCUCCAAGCUGAAACCUGGAGAAAAGAGGAUUGGUGACGGUUUGAAUCCUGAAGGGCGUCUACCAGAGGAGGCCCAUAAAGGCAAUCACAGUGCUGGUGAGGAGUCGGGGUCUGCGCCGGCUUUGUCUUCGCCAAGGGUGCGCCUGGCUGUUGGAUCCAAAAACACCAGCGCGAGUCUUGCGAAGGACGCAUCCAGCAUUUCUCUUUCUGGUGACAGCUCCGUUGCUUUCGACAACCUUACACGUGUGAGGCCCGAUUCAGGAAGCGGUGACGGCACGAUGCGUGGGUGUGUGUCUCGGCUGCUUCUGCUGCUAUUGGUGUUAUUGGGUUUUGUUUCCCUGUGCUGA
Messenger RNA from Trypanosoma rangeli, 1838 nucleotides. RefSeq names its product trans-sialidase. The transcript has a single exon. Gene Ontology annotation, molecular function: exo-alpha-sialidase activity. Lineage: Eukaryota; Euglenozoa; Kinetoplastea; Trypanosomatida; Trypanosomatidae. The annotation marks the transcript as partial. The record is from RefSeq and is a predicted model, not a curated record.